Messenger RNA from Trametes versicolor FP-101664 SS1, 1285 nucleotides. RefSeq lists its product as uncharacterized. Bases 281 to 1285 code for a protein of 334 amino acids. Lineage: Eukaryota; Fungi; Basidiomycota; Agaricomycetes; Polyporales; Polyporaceae. The transcript has 4 exons. The record is from RefSeq and is a predicted model, not a curated record.
CUCAGGCGUACGCGUGUGCGCAAACACGCCGUAUGCGCCCAUGAUCUCACCGACUAGGCUAAGCGACAGAACCCGGAGCUUUUAUUUGGGCACGCCUCUUUUCGCGGGAAAGCUGGCGGUGCAUCGAUGGGCAUGCGGCACACGAGGACUGCACGAUUCGGACAAGUAGGACGCCACCCGCAAGACGACGAACGCCGUUCCCACUUAUCUCCCCGCCCUCCCUAUACGACGCGGGCACGAAUCCCUCCGCAUCUCUGGAGCAGCCGCCGCCACAUACAUCAUGUCCAGUGCCGCAUACACCCGAUGGGAGACUUUUGCUGGUGUCGUGGGGGUUAUAACCUCCAUCCCUAUCGCAGUCACUUUGGUGAUGAUACACCUGCCAUCGAGAAAGAUUGACAGUCUCUUCCUCACAUUAGCGUCCGUCCAAGCCUCGCUAGAGGAGACGGUUGAGGAGGGGCUCCUACGCGAGCAUCAUAUUCGGUCGUUUAGACAGCAGCUCAUCGGUCUUCGCAACCGUGCUAGGGAUGUUCGUGCACGAGCGCACUCGGCGAGAGACUGCACUGGAGACUUGACAAACAUGCUCAAAGGCUUGACCACCACCAUCACAAAUAUUGAGGACGACGCUAUGGAAUUGCGCGCCACCAUCGCGACGACCAGCACACGUGAACGGGAAGAACGAGAGAGAGCCGAAGUGGCACGUCGUAUCGCUGCCGGAGGGGGUAACGCUGCGGCCCAAGGCGAAGAUCCUCGCUCUGCCAGGCUGUACACCAAAGUAUGGCGACUUGUACUGUCGACGCUACACCUCAUGGUUUCGCUACUUUGGCGCCGAAGCUCAAUGCGGGGAGGCAAUGACUCGGAGUGCACAUCCCUUCACGGCGAGUGUGCGCCACCACUUCCCGAUACCGGGGCCUACUCUUCGACUCCGUCACUCGCGCCUCCGGCCCCGUCUUUCCCCAUGCUCCAGUCAGUCCUGCACGACGAGGCGGUGCAAUCCGCCGAGAUCGCGCCCGAGGAGACCGCUCAGGAGGCCCCUCCUCCUUCGCGGACCCAAUCUUCCCUCGUCCCGUCGUCUCGUUCGAGGAAGAGCCGGAGCAGCCCGUGCUCCCGCACCCGUGCAUUUGCGCAAUUUGUACGCCACUACCGCCGGAAGUACGCCACACCUCGCCACGACGAUGUCUCCUUCAUCACGAUGUCGGAGUGGUCGUCCAUCGAGCCAUUGCAAGAUGACGAUGACGCGGCAGACUGGGAGGAUAUCGGGUCUCGAAAGGUACGAGUGAUGUUAUAG